Cervus elaphus (red deer) is the source of this 938-nucleotide messenger RNA. It is a transcript of the gene BCAS2, whose product is annotated as BCAS2 pre-mRNA processing factor. Gene Ontology annotation, biological process: mRNA processing. Gene Ontology annotation, cellular component: Prp19 complex; catalytic step 2 spliceosome; precatalytic spliceosome. Lineage: Eukaryota; Metazoa; Chordata; Mammalia; Artiodactyla; Cervidae. The transcript is spliced from 7 exons. The record is from RefSeq and is a predicted model, not a curated record. The coding region runs from base 78 to 755 and encodes 225 amino acids.
UACGUUAGCGUCGGGCACUGGCGUAUUGAAGUGAACCUGAACCGGCGUAGACUUAGAAAGCUCCAGUGAACUUAAGGAUGGCGGGCACUGGUUUGGUGGCCGGGGAGGUUGUGGUGGAUGCGCUGCCGUAUUUUGAUCAGGGUUACGAAGCGCCUGGUGUUCGCGAAGCGGCUGCGGCGUUGGUGGAGGAGGAAACUCGUAGAUACCGACCUACGAAGAACUAUCUAAGCUACCUGACGGCCCCAGAUUAUUCUGCUUUUGAGACAGACAUAAUGAGAAAUGAAUUUGAAAGACUGGCUGCUCGACAACCAAUUGAAUUGCUCAGUAUGAAACGAUAUGAACUUCCAGCCCCUUCCUCCGGUCAGAAAAAUGACAUCACUGCAUGGCAAGAGUGCGUAAACAAUUCUAUGGCGCAGUUAGAGCAUCAGGCAGUCCGAAUUGAGAAUUUGGAACUAAUGUCCCAGCAUGGAUGCAAUGCCUGGAAAGUGUAUAAUGAAAAUCUAGUUCAUAUGAUUGAGCACGCACAGAAAGAGCUUCAGAAGUUAAGGAAACAUAUUCAAGACUUAAACUGGCAACGAAAGAACAUGCAACUCACAGCUGGAUCUAAAUUAAGAGAAAUGGAGUCAACCUGGGUAUCCCUGGUCAGUAAGAAUUAUGAGAUUGAAAGGACUAUUGUACAAUUAGAAAAUGAGCUCUUUCAAAUGAAGCAGCAACACGGAGAGGCAAACAAAGAAAACAUACGGCAGGACUUCUGAAGUAGACUGGCUUGGUGGGUAGAGUGGAAGGUACGUUGGGCUUUCACAGAACAUCAAGCAUCUUAACUAUGAAGAACAUCAGCAUCUUUUGGAAGCCAUCAGUGGUUAUAUGUUUAGAAACCGUAAAAUGUGGAUAGUUGUAUUCUGUUUGUACAUUUUAGCAAAAUAAAAAACUUCAACAUG